This is a messenger RNA of Didymodactylos carnosus, 1317 nucleotides long. The record is from the annotation of a GenBank genome assembly. Lineage: Eukaryota; Metazoa; Rotifera; Eurotatoria; Philodinida; Philodinidae.
AUGUCAAUUCUUGAAGAAGGUACGUUGAGAGAUUACCUUAGUCAACCAUGGAAAUUAUUUAUAACAAUAUUUUGCUUUUUUGCAUUCAUUGUCAUGGGUGUUUAUAUCGAAUUAGCUGGUCCUACAUUAGACAUGCUAAGUCUCCAAAUUGCGUCGGAUAUGGCUCGUAUUGCCUGGAUAGUAGCUGCACGUAGUCUUGGCAACUUAAUCGGUGUAGUACUUUUUGGUAUCAUAUUUCAUUCGAUUAUCAAGAAACAAACAGAAUUACUAUUGGCUGUAGCUUACUUUAUUCCUGCUUUUGCGAUGUUGGUAACGCCAUAUAUAAAGUCAUUAUUUUUAUUAUGUGUAGCGCUGUUUUCAGAAGGCGUGUCGCAAGGUAUGGGUCUUCUUGUAACAAAAAUGUGGGGAGCCCGUGCCACUUCUCCGUUGAAUGCUGCUUUAUUGGGUUAUCCAUGUGGUGCUUUGAUAGCAGUUCUUCUCAUACGUUUCUCUUCUGCUGAUGUCCACAUUCUUGUAGACCCUCGAUCCUAUAAUGAAUCUACACCAGUUAACAAACUACCAACAUUUCAACCUCGUCUAGUUCCAGCAUAUUCAGCUGCGUCCGUUCUGUGCACUAUAGUAACUAUCUCAUUUAUUAUUAUUGCCAUAAAAGAACAUAAGAGAACACCAAUAGAGUCAGAGAAGACUAAACGCAUAAUAACAGGUCAAAAGUCAGUGGAUGAUGAAGAACUACGACUAAGACACAAACCAAAACGGGUAUUAAAUAAAGCUAUAUUUUGGAAAUCGUGCAGUCCAACAACAUGUGGAAGUGGUUAUAUGGUUUAUGGGAUACUAUUUAAACAAUAUGACACGUCGGAUUUUGAAGAAGAAUUUUAUUCGAUUGAUCGUCAACGUAAAGGCUAUAUUGCUCAGAAAGAUGUUCGCGAUCUUAUGUCAAAAUAUAAAAAUCAGUUUAGUCAAAGACAAAUUCAUGAACGUCUACAAGAAAUGGGAUUACAAAAUUCUAAUGAUAAAAUCACGCUCGAUGAAUACGUUGAUUUUCGUAUAUUGCCAAAAGCGAGCUCAUCACCUCAACCUCAAUUAUCAACAUUGCAGACAACAGCGAAGCAAUUUGAUCCAUUUCAAUUUUUUGAUAAAAAUGAAGACCAUCACAUUGACCAAUACGAGAUCAUUCAAUCAUAUAAAGAUUUAGGCUUGAAUAUCACUGAGCAGGAGGUUAAAACAAUGAUUAAAUGUCUUGAUGUGAAUAAAGACGGAAGAAUUGAUCAACGAGAAUUUAAUUUAGUGAAGAAUCAUGCAACAAUGGAUGAUAAUUAA